UCAAAAACUCAGAAGAAAGUUUACAAAAAAGAGAAAACAAGGCAGCUUGAGAACAAUGGUGGAUGCCGUGGUCUCGUAUGUGGUUAGCAAGCUGGGGGAUUAUCUCAUCCAAGAAGCAGCAUUCUUACGAGGAGUGAAAAAUGAAGUAGAGUCGCUAAAAAAAGAUCUAGAAUGGAUGCUAUGUUUCAUAAGCGAUGCAGAAGAUAAACAAUUUGACAAUUCUUUGAUACACCAGUGGAUAUCGGACAUCCGAGAAAUUGCUUAUGAUUGUGAGGAUGUCCUGGAUACAUUUAUGCUCCAAGCCCAAGAUGAAGGGACUGCAAAGAGAAGGCGAGGAUUCUCCACUUUCAUCAAAAAGUACUAUUCCUGGAUAGUCUCUAAAACAACCGGUCACAAGAAGCCCAAUCUACAUAGCAUAGGAAAGGAGAUUGAAGCUCUCAAAAAGAGACUUCGAGAAACCUUUGAUAGAUCUAAAAUGUAUGGCCUUAAAGCUAUUGAUAACAAGUGGGAAGGAGAAAGCAAGGCUCUUCACAAGCUGAAACAACUAAGAAAAACCACCUCCUUUGCUCUUGAAAACCGUGUUGUUGGCUUUGAGGAUGACACUAGCAAAUUGCUGGCUAAACUACUUGAAGAUGACCCAAGGCGUUUUGUAAUUUCUAUAUGGGGUACGGGUGGUUCGGGUAAAACAACUCUCGCCAGAAAACUUUACCACUCUAGCCAAGUCACGAGUAAAUUUCAGCGUUGUGCUUGGGUUUCCGUGUCGCAAGAUUUCAAUAUUGAAGAUCUUCUUCGAAGAAUCAUAAAAUCUUUCAAUUUCACGGAGACGAUAGAGAAGUUAAGUGAAGAAGAAUUGAAGAGAUUUCUUUAUAAAUCAUUGCAAGGGUACUCAUAUUUGGUGGUGGUUGAUGAUGUAUGGGAAACAAUAGCAUGGGAGAGCCUCAAAAUAGCAUUUCCAGAAAACAACAAUGGCAGUAGAGUGAUUAUCACCACUCGAAAUAAAUUUGUUGCUGAGCAUUCAGAUGAGAGAACCCAUGUUCAUGAACUUCGGCUUCUGAGGGAAGAUGAAAGCUGGGAGUUAUUAUGUGAGAAAACUUCAGGCAAGGCAAACGAAGAUGAAGAAAUGAGGAAGCUGGGAAAGGAAAUGGUCCAAAAAUGUGGUGGUCUACCGCUAGCUAUUGUUGUAUUGGGUGGGUUAUUAUCUACAAAGAGGCCAGAAGAGUGGCGCUUUGUGCGCGAUCACAUUUGGUUAAAUUUAUGUAGCAGUUCAACUCCAAUCCAAAAUUUAUUAGCUUUGAGCUUCAACGAUUUACCUUGCCAACUCAAAUUAUGCUUUCUUUAUUUAGGCCAUUAUCCAGAAGACAACGAAAUCCUGACAUGGCAGCUAAUUCGACUGUGGGUGGCUGAGGGGUUCAUUCCGCAAAAUGAAGAAAUAAUGGAAGACGUGGCUUAUCGUUACUUGAAUGAGUUGAUUGAUAGAAGUCUCAUUCAAAUAGAUAAAACACGCGCAGGGAGGAUAGUCACCUGUCGAGUCCAUGAUCUUUUGCGGGAUCUUGCAAUUCAGAAAGCGGAAGAGUUGAAUUUAUUUCACAUUUACAAUGAAAUUAAAGAUUCAGCUCGGUGUUCGAGUAAAUCAUCACGUCGACGGCAGGUUAUUUAUUCUGGAACAGGAGCUUACUCGCAAUUAUUGGAUCAUCAUAAUUCACUCUUGCGUUCUCUAAUUAUCUUCAACUUGGGGCAGCGAGAAAUUCUUACCAUCUGCACAAGAUUUAAGUUACUAAGAGUAAUCAAUCUUUCCUCAAUACUUUUUGAACUCAUAAUUCCUGAAGAAUUAGGAAAGCUGAUUCACUUGAAAUAUUUGGUAUUAAGAUAUUCUGAAGUUAAAUAUGUUCCAGAGUCCAUUCUCAACUUGGUGAGCUUACAAACAUUGGACAUAGUCAGUGGUACGUGUCCGCAGAUGCCAACUGAAAUUUGUAAACUGCAAAAAUUGAGACAUUUAAUUGGAAACUUUUCAGGGCAAUAUUUGCGGAUAGACAAUAUGACAAACCUUCAGACUUUGAAGUACAUAGAAAACAAGACUUUGACAAAAACCAAUUUGGAGAAAUUGAUUAAUCUACGAGAGCUCGGCAUACUUUAUCAUGAUGAAGAAGAAAAGGAGUUCAGUUUCAAUUCUAUUGCAAAGCUGAAAAACCUUAGAAGUUUAUUGGUUCAUCUACUGGAUAAUCCUUUUGCUUCACUGCAGCCGCUCUCUCAUUGCCAAGAUCUAAUGCACUUGAGCUUAUGCGGGCGGAUAGAGAAACUUCCAGAAAAUAUGCAAAUAGUUUUGCCGAAUCUGGACUACUUAAGAUUGGAGUUCUCCUAUCUUGUGGAGGAUCCGAUGCCUGCAUUAGAAAAGUUGCCGAACCUGACAGUUCUUCAUCUAGCCAACAGUUCUUACUGUGGAGAGAAAUUGGUAUGCAGGGACAAUGGUUUCCUUCGGCUUCAAAGUCUGUAUCUUAAUCUGAGGGAAUUAGAGGAGUUGCAUAUAGAAGAAGGAGCUAUGCCUAUGUUGACGGGCUUAAGCAUUGUAAAGAAUUGCAAAUUGAGAAUUCCAGAGAGAUUGUUUUCAGUCCCAUGCCUAGCCGAAUGGGAAUGCAGAAGAGAUUUCUUCGAGGAAUUGUUGUAAUGAAAUAACUCAAGCUAACCUACUCUGAUUUUUGGAAUUAAAUGCUUACAAAGAAACAGGAAUCCAUAUGAUGAGUAGCACACAGCAGAAAAUCAAACCUGGAAAUAUGCAGUUUACAAAGCCAGAAAGCAGGAAAGUUUCAGGAGACUGAAAAGGAAUGAAUAAUUCAAGUCAAUGGCCAAGAUUAGAGCCAUAAAAAUAGGGAGAUUAAUAUUGGCCGUUGACUUGAAUUAUUCAUUCCUUUUAGUAUCUUAACACAUUGUAAACCUCAUUUCUGAUCUGAUCGUGGUGUUUUUAUGUUCGCCUUCAAUUUUCCCUUUAGGGCUGCAGUUAGGUUUUCUACCUGAGCAUGAUAUUUGCAGUGAACAGAAAAUAUUUAGUGAACGGAUGAGAAGGCAGGGGAAGUGAUGAAAAUUCAUUCUGUUUUGCUUAUCUUUGUUUUCACUUUAUUAUAGUGUCAAAUUUAGUUGGAUUCUGCAGAUGUUGCAAUCUUAUCAGUUUGGCAUUUAAUGUGUUAAAAGCUUUUCUAUAAUUUAGUGGAAAGUGGGACAAGCACCAAAAAUGAGACAAAUACUUUCACUUUUCAGGAUUUAAGGUUAAGAUGAUAGAUUUUCAUGUCAGUUCCAGGAUUCUAAGGCUGCCAAUGGGCCAUUACGCUCGUUGGUGUUUGAGUUUUUAGCAAUGCAAUUUUGAUGCAAGUAUUGUCACGUA
Molecule: messenger RNA, 3373 nt
Organism: Mangifera indica (mango)
Lineage: Eukaryota; Viridiplantae; Streptophyta; Magnoliopsida; Sapindales; Anacardiaceae
Product: putative disease resistance RPP13-like protein 3
Exons: 2
Coding region: 56-2662 (868 amino acids)
Biological process (GO): defense response to other organism
Molecular function (GO): ADP binding
Source: RefSeq, a predicted model, not a curated record